Pungitius pungitius (ninespine stickleback) is the source of this 1097-nucleotide messenger RNA. RefSeq names its product troponin C type 1a (slow) (gene tnnc1a). Gene Ontology annotation, molecular function: calcium ion binding. The coding region runs from base 89 to 574 and encodes 161 amino acids. The record is from RefSeq and is a predicted model, not a curated record. NCBI's taxonomy places the organism in Eukaryota, Metazoa, Chordata, Actinopteri, Perciformes, Gasterosteidae. The transcript has 6 exons. Gene Ontology annotation, cellular component: myosin II complex.
UGAGGCCAGUGUCCUGCCCUGAGCUGGACACAACCUCCUUCCUCUGUGCCAGGACGCUGACGGGACAGGCAGCACACGAGCCUCCACCAUGAACGACAUCUACAAGGCAGCGGUUGAGCAGCUGACGGACGAGCAGAAAAACGAGUUCAAGGCCGCCUUCGACAUCUUCGUGCAGGAUGCGGAGGACGGCUGCAUCAGCACCAAGGAGCUGGGGAAGGUGAUGAGGAUGCUCGGGCAGAACCCAACCCCGGAGGAGCUGCAGGAGAUGAUUGACGAGGUGGACGAGGACGGGAGCGGCACGGUGGACUUCGACGAGUUCCUGGUCAUGAUGGUGAGAUGCAUGAAGGACGACAGCAAAGGGAAGUCUGAGGAGGAACUGGCGGAGCUGUUUCGCAUGUUCGACAAGAACGCAGACGGUUACAUCGACCUGGACGAGCUGAAAAUGAUGCUGGAGUCUACGGGGGAGGCCAUUACGGAGGACGACAUCGAGGAGCUGAUGAAAGACGGGGACAAGAACAACGACGGAAAAAUUGACUACGAUGAGUUCUUGGAGUUCAUGAAAGGAGUGGAGUAAACCCUGAACCAGAGACGAGGCCACGGUGUUAUUGUUGUACGUCCACGCGGAAAGCCGGAAGCUGAUUUUGGAAUCCCGCUGAUAGAAACGAUGGGGACGACUUUGCAAGACUCGAAUACUGCAGCUGAAUGUUUGUGCGUUUUUUUUUUCUUUUUUCUACCAUCUUUUGCAUCGUUCUAAAUACAGUCUGUAACUACUUUUCGGUGCCCGUGUAUACAGAAUUUGUGUAAAUGUAUCCAAAUGACUUACGUUUCCCUUUUGAGAAGCUGGUGUUGUUUAGCUGCAACGUGACGCAUGACGUGGUGCACGAGGCAUACUCCAAGAGCAGCGGUACUGAUCCAGUUAGUGUGCUGCACGCGUGUGUCCUGGUGUGCACGUUGUGUACAUUUCGGUAUGUUUAGGAGACCCUCUGGGCUCUUCAGCCUCCUCUCGGGGGCCCCUGGAAUGCAUAUCUAUCAUACUGCAACACUAAAUGUCAGUUUGAAAUGUGCACCCAUGUAAUAAACACGAUGCAUUUGUCGGA